Messenger RNA from Chiloscyllium plagiosum (whitespotted bambooshark), 5832 nucleotides. The record is from RefSeq and is a predicted model, not a curated record. Lineage: Eukaryota; Metazoa; Chordata; Chondrichthyes; Orectolobiformes; Hemiscylliidae.
UGUCACGAGGUGGGGGUGAAGAGAGACAGAAGGUGCAAAGUCUACCUGGUGUGUGGGUAUAGCAGGCGGGUCGCGCUGAGAGAGCGGCAGGCAGUGAGUGAAUGAGAGAGGCAGAGGGACGUAGGGAGUGAAUAAGAGAGGACAGAAAGCAAUUGCAACAAGCUUAUUGCUCCAGCCAUGAGGAACUGCAGUGCACGCUAACUCUGGCAAUUACUGAGACGACACUUCCCUAUGGCGGUGGCAGAACUGUACACCAAGUAUAAUAGUGUUUGGAUCCCUGACCCUGAUGAAGUCUGGCAAUCAGCUGAGAUUACUAAGGACUAUAAGAAAGGAUCAGAUGUACUAUUUCUGCAGUUAGAAGAUGGCACUGAAUUGGAGUAUCCAAUUGAUCCUGUUAAGAUACAACUGCCUCCUCUCCGAAAUCCAGACAUACUGGUGGGUGAAAAUGACCUCACGGCACUCAGCUAUCUCCAUGAGCCUGCAGUUUUGCAUAACCUCAAAGUGCGCUUUGUGGAUUCCAAACUCAUCUACACUUACUGUGGUAUUAUUCUUGUGGCUAUUAACCCUUACAAAGAGAUACCAAUCUAUGGAGAUGCCAUCAUCCAUGCGUACAGUGGGCAGAAUAUGGGCGAUAUGGAUCCUCAUAUCUUUGCUGUGUCCGAAGAAGCUUACAAACAAAUGGCCAGGAAGAAUAGAAACCAGUCUAUUAUUGUAAGUGGAGAAUCGGGUGCAGGGAAGACUGUGUCUGCUCGAUAUGCGAUGAGGUAUUUUGCUACUGUUAGUAAGUCCAGUAGCAAGGCUUGUGUAGAAGAUAAAGUCCUUGCAUCAAAUCCUAUAACAGAGGCUAUUGGAAAUGCAAAGACAACACGAAAUGACAAUAGUAGCCGUUUUGGUAAAUACACAGAGAUCAGUUUUAAUAACCAGUAUCGAAUCAUUGGUGCAAAUAUGAGAACUUACUUACUGGAAAAAUCAAGGGUGGUGUUUCAGCGUGAUGAUGAUCAUCUGAAAGUAUUUUCUGAACUUUUGGGGAUCAAGCUGGAGGAGAUGGCUCAUGGACUGUGCCACAGAAAAAUUGCUACUACCUCAGACACUGUGAUCAAACCCAUGACCAAGGGUCAAGCAAUCAAUGCCAGAGAUGCUUUGGCUAAACACAUCUAUGCUCAUCUGUUCAGCUGCAUUGUGGAUCACAUCAACAAGGCUUUGCAGUUUUCUGGCAAGAAGCAUACGUUUAUUGGCGUUCUGGACAUUUAUGGGUUUGAAACCUUUGAUGUGAAUAGCUUUGAACAGUUCUGUAUUAAUUAUGCCAAUGAAAAACUACAGCAACAAUUUAACUUGCAUGUGUUUAAACUGGAGCAAGAUGAAUACAUGAAAGAAGACAUUCCAUGGGCACUGAUAGAAUUCAAUGACAACCAACCUUGCAUUGAUUUGAUAGAAGCUAAGAUGGGUAUACUGGAGCUAUUGGAUGAGGAGUGCCUGUUGCCGCAAGGAACAGAGGAAAACUGGCUUCAGAAACUGCAGAAUAAUUACUUAAAUAAAAAUCCUCUCUUUGAGAAGCCUCGAAUGUCAAGUAAAGCCUUCAUCAUCCUGCAUUUUGCUGACAAGGUGCAAUAUGAAUGUGACGGAUUUCUUGAAAAGAACAGGGACACGUUAUAUGAAGAAUUGAUUAAUGUACUGAAGAAAAGUAAGUUGAGUCUCCUAGCUGAUUUCUUUCAAGAAAAUGAACAGUCUACAGGGAGCUUGAAGCCAAAUAUUAAAGUCAGGCCGGCAAGACCAGGGUUUAAAUCCUUCAACAAACAGCACCGGACAACUGUCGGUAGUAAGUUCCGUAAUUCUCUGCAUCUACUAAUGAACACCCUCAAUGCUACAACACCUCACUACGUGCGUUGCAUUAAGCCGAAUGAUUUGAAGCUGCAGUUUGAGUAUGAUUCAAAGAGAGUUGUUCAACAGCUUAGAGCCUGUGGUGUUCUGGAAACUAUUCGGAUCAGUGCACAGAGUUAUCCUUCCAGGUGGACGUACUUUGAGUUUUUUAGUCGCUACCGCAUUCUGAUGUCACAACAAGACCUUGCAUUAGAUGAUAAAAAACAGAUCUGCAAAGAAGUCUUAAAGCAUUUAAUUCAGGAUCCAAACCAAUACCAGUUUGGUAAAACCAAGAUUUUCUUUCGCGCGGGGCAAGUGGCAUAUUUGGAAAAACUGCGUGCAGAUAAACUGAGAGCUGCUUCAGUCACUAUACAGAAGAAUCUGCGAUGCUGGAUUCAGCGGAAAAAGUUCCUAAAAAUGAAACGAGCUGCUAUCAUCAUUCAGCAGUAUGUUCGUGGGGAACGUGCUGUACGACGUGUAUUGAAUGCAGCUAUUUUAAAACAAUCCUGGGCUGCAGUUAUAAUCCAAAAACACUGGCGGCGAUUUUCAGUGUCUCAUCAUUACCACCUCAUUCUCAAGGCUAUCAUCAGAAUUCAGUCUUUCACCCGAGGCUGGUUAGCAAGAAGGCAAUAUAAAAAGAUGCUGCAAGAUCAGAAAGCCUUAGUAAUUCAAAAGCACGUCCGCGCUUGGUUGGUAAGACGCAGAUAUCAAAGUAUACGGCGUUUUGUUUUGAACAUCCAGCUCUCAUUUCGUGUUAAACAACUCCACAAGAAACUGGAUGAGCAGAGCAAAGAGAACAAGGGGUUGUUGGAACGUUUGACACAUCUGUCUACAAUUCACUCAGCUGAUCUCAACAAAUAUCAAAAACUUGAGGAGGAGCUGCAGAAAGCAGUGACACAAAAGCAGUUCAUUGAGGAACAAGUAAAGAAAUCCAAGGGCCAGACUGAGCAGACGCUGUCAGAGUUUAGAAAGCAAACAUUAUCACUACAAGCACAAAACCAGAAACUGGAGAAGCAACAUCAGGAACAGACCCAAGCAUUGAAAGAAAAAAUGAAUGAAAUAACAUGCCAGCAUCUCGGUGAUUUAGAAAGGGAAGAACAGCGGAGGAGAACAUUGGAAAAUAAUUUUCAGACUCAGAAAGAGAAUUAUGAAAAGCAAAUCAAAGCACUGAUUGAUGAAAUAAAACAUCUACAAGAGGAAAGAAUCCAGUUACAGGAGCAGAUUCAAGAGGAGUACCUGAUAAAUGACGGUCUGCGUAAGGAUUUGGCCCAACUGGCUGAUGAAGCACUAGUAAUUCCAAAACUUAAAGGAGACAUUGCAACUCUUGAAAUGAAGAACCAAGAUUUGGAUAUGUGCCUGCAAAAGCAAAGAAAAGAAAUGAGAGAAAAAGUUGAAGAAAUUACAAAACAGCUCCUUGGAGGUUUAGAGGGUGAGGAGCUACGAAAGAGACUUUCUCCAGAGGACAUGGAGCAGCUAAAUGAAGAUGGAGAGCUCUGGUUUGCAUAUGAAGGAUUGAAAAGAGCUACCAGAGUGAUGGAAAUGCAUAUUCAGUCUCAGAAAGAGAACUACGAGAAAGAAAUCGAGGAACUCAGUUUUAGAAUUGAUCAGCUCUGUGAAGAGACAACGCAUCUCCAACAAAAAGUCGAAGCAGAGAAUGACACUAAUGAGACCAUUCGGCAGGAAGUGACUAGACUGGCUAAAGAAAAUCUGGUCAUACCAGAAUUCAAACUCCAAAUCUUAGAGCUGCAAAAGCAGAAACAAGACAUUGAGAAGCACUUACAAGGACAGGUUGUGGAAAUGAAAGAAAAAAUGGAAGAAGUUACUGAUCAAUUACAAGGCAAUCUUAAAGAAGAAGGAUUCCAAAGAAGAUUGGUAGAAAUCCAGAAAGCUAACUGUGCCAAAGAAAAUAUGGAAUUACUUGAUAAAGUGAGAAAACUUGAAAAUGAGAAUCAUCAGCUACUGAAUUGGACCCAAGCUGAUAGUGCAGCCAGUAACAGAAUGAAGCAAGAAGCAUCUCAAUUAACAUUGGAAAACUGGGAUCUGGAGGAACGUCUUGAUCAGAAAGAAAAGCAAAUCAGGAAGUUGCAACAUCAGAUUAAAUCCUUAACCAAAACAAUUGAUAGAGGAAAUCGAGCCAAUGGAAAAGUGAGUCCCUUUGUGAAGAAGGAGUUCCUUGGCAUGUUGGAAUGUAAAACUGAGGAUGAAGAAAAGCUCAUAAAAAAUCUAAUUUUGGACCUAAAACCACGUGGUGUGGUUGUAAAUAUGAUUCCAGUACUGCCAGCAAGUAUCCUGUUCAUGUGUAUACGUUACGCUGAUGAUAGUAAUGAUGCUGAAAUGCUGAAAUCCCUGAUGAACUCUCUACUUGAUGGUAUUAAAACAGUCACUAAGAAUCACAGUGAAGAUUUUGAAAUGCUGUCAUUUUGGCUUUCCAACAGUGUCCAUUUUCUUAACUGCUUAAAGCAGUACAGUGGAGAGGAGGAGUUUAUGAAGUACAACACUCCUCAACAAAAUAGCCAAUGUCUGAAAAACUUUGACCUGUCCGAAUAUAGACAGAUUCUGAGUGACUUGGCCAUUCACAUUUACCAACAACUCAUUCAAGUGAUGGAGGAUGACCUUCAACCAAUGAUAGUACCGGGAAUGCUAGAACAUGAAAGCCUGCAAGGCAUUUCGAGCAUGAAGCCAACUGGACUUCGGAAAAGAUCUUCAAAUUAUCAAGAAGAAGUGGACAAGUACACAAUAUCUUCCAUUUUGCAGCAGCUCAGCUACUACUUCACCACCAUGUGUCAGCAUGACAUGGACACUGAUCUGACCAAACAGGCAGUUAAACAGCUCUUCUUUCUAAUUGGAACAAUCACCCUUAAUAAUCUCUUCCUGCGCAAAGACAUGUGCUCAUGCAGAAAAGGGAUGCAAAUAAGAUGUAAUAUUAGUUACUUGGAAGAGUGGCUGAAGGAUAAGAAUAUGCAGAGUAGCAAUGCUAAAGAGACCCUGGAACCACUCUCUCAGGCUGCCUGGCUACUUCAGGUUAACAAGACCACAGAUGAUGAUGUGAAAGAAAUAUGUGCAAAAUGUACAUCUCUUUCAGCUGUGCAGAUUGUCAAGAUUUUGAAUUCCUACACGCCAAUUGAUGAUUUUGAGAAACGUGUGGCACCAUCCUUUGUGCGCAAAGUUCAGUCACAACUGAACAGUCGUGGAGAUGGAUCAACAUUGAUAAUUGAUGCCAAAUAUCAUUUUCAAGUGACUUUUCCAUUUAGUCCAUCUCCACAAGCAUUGGAGACCAUCCAGAUUCCCAGUAGCUUCAAAUUAAACUUCCUUACUCGGAUCUAAAAGAAUGCUACUGUGUCAAAUAUCCGAUUGGUAAACUUGGAAGAUGAGAAUUGUUUUACAAUUAAUAUUAAAGACAUGGAUGACUUGGACUUUGGAGAUUUGGGUAUUUAUUUUUCUUUCUCAUGCCAAACUUAAUGAAUUAUUUGAGUUUAACAACAUUUUUAUAUUGUGCAUUUAACAAAAAUAAAUGCAGUCUCGUUUUACAAAAGUUCAAAACAUGUUAAGUUUUGACUGGCUGCUCUUACAAGGACAGUAUUCAAUAAUUUUUCAAACUCUGCAAGGAUUUCACAAACAGUUGCAGACUCAUGUUGCCUAAUAUUUUGUAUAAAGGUGAAACAAGUGAUGUUUUUCAUAGUGUUUAUAAGAGAUUAUUCUCCCAACAAUUUAUACUAGUAGAUUUUUAAAAAUGUUUGGGUGUACAAAUUCUGAAGAAAUUAGCUUUUUAACUAUACAGAGAAAAGUGAUGCAUGUUUAGAACUAAAGGAAAAAAAGGUUGUUUUUAUGGUUUUCCUAUUUAUCAAAACGUUAAUUCUUCUGUACAGAAUAUAUUUUAACAUUAUACACUUGUGUUGUUCAAUAAAAAGGACAAUAAAAGAAAACAAGUGUUUCAUUUCUGUGUGAGAUUUCACUGCAUAUUUGUAAAAUUAGAAA